Messenger RNA from Seriola dumerili (greater amberjack), 3892 nucleotides. RefSeq names its product major facilitator superfamily domain-containing protein 12-like. Gene Ontology annotation, biological process: carbohydrate transport. The record is from RefSeq and is a predicted model, not a curated record. The coding region runs from base 553 to 2028 and encodes 491 amino acids. Gene Ontology annotation, molecular function: symporter activity. NCBI's taxonomy places the organism in Eukaryota, Metazoa, Chordata, Actinopteri, Carangiformes, Carangidae. Gene Ontology annotation, cellular component: membrane. The transcript is spliced from 11 exons.
CUGUCCAGAUGUGCUUCAGGUCUGUAGCCGGUUAGCUAACGGUGGAAGUGAAGCUGCUCAGUGUUCAUUUAACGUCACCCCUGAAGCUGCUCAAUGUGAAACGUGAGAAGAACAGGCAGUUUCAGGUUAAUGAUGAGUCAUUUUUAACGGGAUGGUUUUUCAGCAUCUCACUUUCGUUAUGUGUCGUUCAUUUUACUGAUUAGCCGUUUAAAUGUAAGGGGAGAGAUGUAAUGACUGAAAUCCCCUCUGCUCCUCUUGGGUGGCUGUGUUUCGGUUUCACUCCCUCUCUGAUGCUGUUCCUCCCUCUGACACAGCUCUAGUGUCACCUGAUUACAAAGUUACCGACACCGAGGUGGAUAUCUUUUUUAUCACACAGAAGAAGAACGGACAUUAAGUCCAUGAACAGAAAGUAACGUCUGAAUAAUUGAACCGAGUGUUAUUGUGUUGUCAUCGGCUGCUUCUGAAGUGAAACAGUGGGUGUAACUUUGAUUCAGCCCGUUUGAAGCUAAUGAAGGCGCGGGUGGAGUUUUUCCUUUAAACGACUGUGUCGCGAUGUCGGACACUGAGAGGUCUCUGCCGGCCCUCCGGAAGCUCAGCUAUGCGGUGGGGCACUUUCUGAACGACCUGUGCGCGUCCAUGUGGUUCACGUACCUGCUGGUCUUCUACCACUCAGUGCUGGGAUUCCAGAACACCAAUGCGGGUCUGUUGCUGCUGGUCGGGCAGAUAGCUGAUGGUAUCUGUACGCCUCUGAUUGGCUACGAGUCUGACAGAAACCCUGGAUGUGGGAACUACGGCAAGAGGAAGACAUGGCACUUAGUUGGCACCCUGAGCGUGAUGCUAUCCUUCACCUUCAUCUUCAACCAGUGUCUGGGCUGUGACUCUCUCACCCCUCAGUGGGCCAGCCUCAUCUACUUCGUCCCCUUCAUCAUCAUCUUUCAGUUCGGCUGGGCCGCCACGCAGAUCUCCCACCUGUCCCUGAUCCCAGAGCUGGUCACCUGUGAGCACGCUAAAGUCGAACUCACUGCAUACAGAUAUGCGUUCACAGUGAUUGCCAACAUCACGGUGUACGCAGUGGCCUACCUGCUGUUCCAUGUGCAGGCCAGAGAGGACGACGACCCGCUCAGCGACGCACUCGGACCAGCAGACAUCCCCAUCUUCAGGAAUCUGGCGUUGAUCGUGCUGGGCAUCGGCGCUCUAUUCUCCAUCUUCUUCCACCUGGGAACCAGGGAGUGGAAACGUGGAGCUGGAGGGGAGGCUGGAGGAGACGAGGAGGGGAGGAGGAGGAGGACAAUGGAGGAGGAAGAGGAAGAGGGGGAGUGCAGGCCACUGAUCCCUCGCCCACAGACCUCCUCAUCUCUUCUUCAGUGGAAAUGUUGGCUGCAGCAGCCGUCCUUCUACCAGGUGGCCUUACUCUACAUGUCCACCAGGUUAAUAGUGAAUCUGUCUCAGACCUACAUCUCAAUGUAUCUGAUUAACACUCUGGGGCUGCCAAAGAAGUUCAUAGCGACCAUCCCGUUAGUGAUGUACCUGAGUGGCUUCCUGUCCUCCUUCAUCAUGAAGCCUCUCAGUAAACUCAUUGGAAAAUGUCUCACCUAUUUCGUGGGCCUGCUGCUGAUCAUGGGGUUCUCCUACUGGGUGCUGGUGGAUGACAAGAUGGGUCAGAGGGUGUACGGGGCAGCGGUGCUGCUGGGGGCCGGCUCGGCCACCAUCCUGGUCAUAUCGCUUGCCAUGACCGCUGAGCUCAUCGCCGAUCAGACUCAAAGUGGAGCAUUUGUUUAUGGAGCCAUGAGCUUCACUGAUAAGUUGGCUAAUGGAGCAGCUGUGAUGAUCAUACAGGCAGUGCAUCCUUGCCAUACUGUGUUGUGUUGCCCGGCCUGUGUGUGGUUCUAUCAUUACAUCAUGGUCAUAGUGACAGGGGGCAUGGCUGUCAUCGCAGCUUUGGCCCUCUGCUCCAUCCUCAUCUGGCCAAUCAGGAUCAGACCCCGGGGUGUGUCGGUCAUCUCUGAAGAUGCAGCCAGAGUCAACUAAUAGCCCCUCCCCCACCCUCCAUCAAACUGACUCCUGCUUGGACAGGUCUCACCUGGAGGAGCAUCUUUUACUUUUCUUUCUGUUUUAGAUGAAUUUUUAGUUUUUCAGGGAGAAGUCUCAGGAGGAUUCUGAUUGGCUGCUGCAGAUUUAGCAGCUGUGUUAAAGUUACAGGAUCAAGCAGCUUUUUUUUUUUUUAACUUACAGUAACUGACAGUUUCAGUCAUUUACAGCCUGGAUCUAGUUUUUCCAUAAUUUUCCAGGAAGUCUUUGACUGCUCACAGAAUGUUAAUCACAAACAUCAGAGUAAUGUAAGUUCAUUUCAUUACAGUAAAACGAACACCUGAAGUCAGCUGAUUACAAGACGUUGGUGAGAGAGAGAGAAUUGUGAAAGAAUGAGGCGUAAUGAAAACGUCUUCCUGAUUGAGCUUCAUGAAUCGAUUGAUGGAAAAUUAAUCUAUAACUAUUCUGAUAAAGAACAAUUUUUUGUCAUUUUUCAGUAUUUACUGGCUUUAGCCUCCUAAAUAUAAAGAUCUGCUGCUUUUGUUUUAUCUUAUUGUAAACUGGAUGUUUCCUGGACUGUUGGUCCAGUGAUUUAAAGGCGUCUGUUUCAGCUCUCAGGAGAUGUGAUGAGCAUUUUCACACGUUUCUGACAUUUUAUGGAAAAAAAAUGAUGAAAAGAGAAAAAUGAGCUUUACAGUGUAGUGAUGCAGGCAAAGGAAGGUUGAUGGCAAUUAUACAGAACUUUGGAAAAUGAUGAGAAAACAGGCUCCAGGAUCAAGAAGUUUAUUUUGCAGCAUGUCUGCUGUAUUAGACCGUGCAGAGCAGCAGAGGAUACACAGACACUGUGAGCACAGCUGAGCUCAGUGUGGAUCACUCCACAUGACAAAGGGAACUAUCUCUCUGCUGCUGCACAACAUCUGAUGAGGGACAAAAACCAUGUGAUGAAGGGAACUAGAUUCAGUGUGUGGCAUCUUCAAAUGGUCCAGCUGAGAAACACCAAAGAAGAAGAAGCAUAGACCACUUUAAAUCCUGUCAGUAUUUAACAACAUCAGCUCGUUAGUGACGCUGAUGAGACAGAAAACUAAAUUCCACAAAUCUCUCCUGUGAUCUGUCAUUAAAGGGUCAUUGCACUACAUUUUCUUCAACACAACGGCACAUUGUUAAACUGCUACAUUUACAGUGGCACAGACUAUCAGUGGUCACGUGAAAACUGACCUUGAGAUCUACAGAGUGAAGCCUCGCUGCAACGCACAGAUGGCACUUAAAAGAAAAGAAAUUAACCUUGCACUAACCAUAAAUGUUACUGUUGGAGCAAAAACAAAUCAGUCAGUUCAUCUUUUCUCAGCUGACUGAAAGGCAGCCCCUUCACAGGCUGUUGGGUCAGUUAACAUGCACUUGUUAAUCUGGCUAAGAGCUUGUGUCCCAGUAAAGUCUCAUUUACUGGAGCUGUAUAGUUGUUUUAAAGCUGGUGCAGUGGGCAGGAGGGAUUCUGGGAACAACUUCCUUUUAUGUAGAAAUGUUUCUAUUUUGAUCAUUUUCUUUGUUUAUAAUCAAACCAAAUGUAAAUGAACACAACAAAUGUUUUUAUAAUCAACACAAACUGGAAAAUCAGAAUGGGCUAUAAAGUCAGUACUAUCAAUAGCAUCCAUAUCAUAUGUGAAUAUCAAUAUAAGGGAAUCACACUAGUAAAUCACCAGAGUGGGUACUGGUGUUUGACUGGAAGCUAUGGGAAAUCUGUGUUCACUUUCAGUUCAGUACAAAACAGGUCUUCUGUCAUGUAUUCUGUGUGUUUGCAGGACUUCUGUGAUUGUGCUGUUGUUUUAUAAAGGGACUCACUAAAUAAGUUUCAUCUGGUGAAACUGAA